Gryllus bimaculatus (two-spotted cricket) is the source of this 438-nucleotide messenger RNA. The record is from the annotation of a GenBank genome assembly. NCBI's taxonomy places the organism in Eukaryota, Metazoa, Arthropoda, Insecta, Orthoptera, Gryllidae.
AUGUCGCGUAUUCAAGAUGAUGAAGUAGGUGAUGGAACAACAUCUGUUACUGUCCUAGCUGCUGAAUUAUUACGUGAGGCAGAAAAAUUAAUAGACCAAAAAAUUCAUCUCCAGAUUAUUAGAGCUGGUUGGAGAAGGGCUGCUCAGAUUGGGCGCAACGUUCUCAAUCGUACAUUAGCAGAUAACUGCGAUAAUGAAAGCAAAUGUCACGAAGAUUUAUUGAACAUAGCUCGAACUACUCUCGGCUCUAAAAUCUUAUCUCAACACAAGGAAUAUUUAGCAAAAUUGGCUGAAAGUGUAGUCUUACGUCUGCAAAGAUCUGGCAACCUUUCUGCCAUUCAGAUAAUUAAAAUGACUGGAAGAACAUUGGAAGAUUCUUUCUUGGAUGAAGCUUCCUCUCGGAUAAGAAGCCUGGGCUCCACCACCCUAAAAGAGUAG